AUGGUCAUGCUCCGCCACUUCCUGCUGAGCAUCGUGCUUCACUCGGUUUACGUCUCCGCUGCUCCCACCGCGCUCGUUAGUCCAUCAGUCACUCUCGGAAGCGCGACGUUCGUUGGAGAGACCUCUGGGACGGUACAGAGGUUCUUAGGCAUCCCAUUCGCCCAACCUCCGGUCGGAAACCUUAGGUAUCGCUUACCCCAGCCUAUCACAUACACGAAUGGUUCCUACGACGCAAAGAAAUACGGACCCUCAUGUGGUCAACAAUCUGUCGGAUUGCCUCUCCUCUCCGGCCUGACAGCGGAAGCAGCGAACUAUGUGAUCAAUUCAAUUUUUGGUCAAAUCUUCCCUGACGAUGAAGAUUGCCUCACUGUCAACGUCGUGAAACCCGCUACUGCUACUCCUGGUUCCAAGCUCCCUGUCGUUGUGUCAUCAACACCUCUACCGUAUAAUUUUGACCCUCCUGCGACAGGUGGUUUCGAACUCGGAAGUACUUCUAUGUAUGAUGGAGCAUUAAUCGUCAAAAAGUCCCAAGAUCUUGGACAACCUGUCAUCUACGUCAGCAUGAAUUAUAGGUUAACUGGGUUCGGCUUCCUUGCAAGUAAAGAGGUGAAAGAAGCUGGUGUCGGCAACCUUGGUCUUCAAGAUCAACGUGAGGCUCUGCGGUGGAUCCAAAAGUAUAUCACUCAAUUUGGCGGUGAUCCCACCAAAGUGACCAUUUGGGGUGAAUCCGCUGGCGCUAUAUCUGUUGCUCUGCAGAUGGUGGCGAAUGCUGGCAACACAGAGGGUCUUUUCAGAGGCGGGUUCAUGCAAUCAGGAGCCACCAUUCCAGUUGGUGACAUCACAAAUGGCCAGAAGUAUUACGAUGCCGUGGUUAAAGAAACUGGUUGCACUGGCGCAUCAGAUACUCUCGAUUGCUUGAGAACUAUCCCAUAUGCUAAAUUGAAGGCUGCCAUCAACAAAUCUCCUGGCAUUUUUGCUUACCAGUCUCUCAACCUUGCGUGGCUACCCCGCACAGACGGCGUUUUUUUGACGGACAAUCCCCAGAAUCUUGUUCAGCAGGGAAAGGUUGCAAAGAUUCCUUACGUCACUGGCAAUUGUGAUGAUGAAGGCACUCUUUUUUCCCUUGCCAACCUCAAUGUCACUACCGACGCCCAGUUUAAAUCUUACCUCAAAAAUACAUUCUUGCCUGGCACGAGCAACGCACAGAUUGACAAGAUCGCAAAACUGUACCCCAAUGAUAUAACUGCAGGAUCUCCUUUUAAUACUGGCAUCUUUAACGCAGUGACGCCCCAGUUCAAGCGGCUGGCUGCAUUCCAAGGAGAUGGUGUAUUCCAAGCGCCUCGUCGCUGGAUGCUGCAGCAUACUGCGAGCAAGCAAAAUGUCUGGGUAUUUGUGAGCAAGAGACUCAAAGGUAUCCCUGGUCUCGGAGCUUUCCAUUUCUCUGACAUUCUCAACGUCUACGGUGGAGGCGACAUGGCGGGUCAUCUGAUCCGUUUCGUCAACAAACUCGACCCCAACCCUGUUUUUGGCUACCAGUGGCCAAAAUACACACUUGCAACUCGCAAAAUUGCGACUUACGUCGAUGGUCUGAACCCCAUCGUAACAGACACAGACGACUACCGCGCUGAGGCGAUGAGCUACCUCACUGAGGUCACUUUGGCCAAUCCAGUUUGA
Psilocybe cubensis is the source of this 1674-nucleotide messenger RNA. RefSeq lists its product as uncharacterized. The record is from RefSeq and is a predicted model, not a curated record. The coding region runs from base 1 to 1674 and encodes 557 amino acids. The transcript is spliced from 11 exons. NCBI's taxonomy places the organism in Eukaryota, Fungi, Basidiomycota, Agaricomycetes, Agaricales, Agrocybaceae.